AAUGAGCCGAGCUGUGAUUAUUCUACUGUCACUGGCGGCUGUCGCCAUGGCCCAGGAGGCCUUCCUCGAGAAGUAUAGCUUCACAAAGACCAUGUCGACUUGUUUCGGCGAGGGUGUGUACUAUGACUACUUGGCCAAGGUUGGGGUCGCCCAGAAGGAAUGCCUCCAACUCCCAGUUUCCAAUCUCCACAGACUGGACUUUUCAAUCUACUCGCACCUGGGAUACCCCUUACACUUUGGUGGGGACUCCCAGUACGUGCCAUUCCCCUCGUACCACACAGCACACCCAGUCCACCAUCAGGGAGUACCCCAUGGGUAUCAGCAAUUCCAGUACAGAAAGAAACGCCAGGCCGAAGCAGCAGAAGAAGCAGCAACAGACAUCCCCGAACAACCGCCAGCUCCUUUCUUCGAUAAGUACUACCUCUUGGACUCCGUCAACAAGAUCAUGGCUUCCCUCAGCAACUACACUUGCACGCUCCAUAAACUCAACAUUAUUGACGAAUACCUGAACAUCAACAUCAACCACCUGAGUGCCCAAUACACCGGGCUGCCAAUCAGUGACGGUUUUAAGCAGGAUCUCAUUGACGGCCUUUACUACUGCAGGGAUCUGACAUACUGCCUCCCUCUGCACAACCUCCGCUCCCCUCUCCCCCUCAACCUCCAACGUCUCCUGAUGGCGAUGGAGUGCGAGAAGGAGACGAGAACCAACGCCUGCUUCAAGGAGGACCUCAGGAAGAACGUCGGCGAAUUCGACCUCUCGCUGUUCCCAGAGGAGGACGACCAGGAGAGUGUGCUGAACAAACUUUCGGCCAUUGUCACCGGAGUCGAUUCGCUUAACGAACUGGAAAUUCUCUAAUGAUCAAGAGAGAAUCCUCGCUUUCAUUUAGUAGUAUCUGACCCCCGACGAACCAAACAGCAGCUGUGCUGUUCGCAAAGGAAUAAGUCCCCGGAACUAUGGAUUAAUUUCAGAACAAAGUCUGUUCUCUACUGAAGCUUCAGUACACUACAUACUCAUUUGUAAAAAGAUU
Macrobrachium nipponense is the source of this 1028-nucleotide messenger RNA. RefSeq lists its product as uncharacterized. NCBI's taxonomy places the organism in Eukaryota, Metazoa, Arthropoda, Malacostraca, Decapoda, Palaemonidae. The record is from RefSeq and is a predicted model, not a curated record. Bases 2 to 856 code for a protein of 284 amino acids. The transcript has 6 exons.